AUGGAGCCAGAAAAAUUUGCAGAUGCUGUUUUAGAUGAGAAAUGGGUUUCAACAAUGGAGGAGGAGCUGAGAAUGAUUGAGAAAAAUGAUACAUGGGAGCUUGUGGAUAGACCAACACACAAGAAGGCCAUUGGAGUAAAAUGGGUUUAUCGGACAAAGCUGAAUUCUGAUGGAUCUAUUAAUAAACAUAAAGCAAGACUGGUGGUCAAAGGUUAUGCUCAAAUGUGCGGAGUUGAUUUUUCUAAAACUUUUGCUCCUGUGGCUCGUCUUGAUACAAUCAGAAUGCUAUUAGCUAUAGUUGCACAAAAAGGAUGGAAGGUAGCAAGACCUGUAAAUCUCAUCUAUCUUAAGCUUGGUAGGCUUGAGAAAAGCUUUUACUUGAAGAGUGUGCCAAAAUUAACACGUCUCUAUGUUUAA
Jatropha curcas is the source of this 417-nucleotide messenger RNA. Lineage: Eukaryota; Viridiplantae; Streptophyta; Magnoliopsida; Malpighiales; Euphorbiaceae. The record is from RefSeq and is a predicted model, not a curated record.